Porites lobata is the source of this 3392-nucleotide messenger RNA. The record is from the annotation of a GenBank genome assembly. Lineage: Eukaryota; Metazoa; Cnidaria; Anthozoa; Scleractinia; Poritidae.
AGCGAGACAUAGGAAGUUGUACAGUGAGCUGGCGGUAGGUUUGAUUGAUGAUAACAUUAGUUCUCGGAACUUCCAAACCCCAAAUAACGCCCGUAAACAGGAAAGAAGCUAAUCGUCAAAUUCCUCUAUCUUCUACGAAACCCCUCAUUUUUCUAAGAAGCUUAAGACACGCGAAGCACACAAAGGACAGAGCGCCUGAGCAUGGAAAACCCGACCUUGGCUGUUACUUCAUCCGACGAACCGCACGCGACCGAAAUACACUGUCCUUUUCAUCUGGACGAAGAAUGGUACGAUUUGACAUCUACGUAUGUCACCAACGUCGUUUUGAUCGUGAUCAACACCCUAACUGCUCUAUCGGCCACGGCUGGCAAUUCGUUGAUCCUACUGGCAGUGUGGAAGACACCGGCGCUACGAACACCUUCAAAUACGCUACUCUGCUGCCUCGCGUUCUCCGAUUUCUUGGUGGGUCUAGUCGUGCAACCGACAAACGCUCUGGAAAUCUUCUUCGAGAUUCAACGAAAUAAGCGAGCGUUCUGCGUGGCGGAAAUCUUAACAACCGGUUCACUAUCGUGGAUUUGCGCAGGAGUGUCCUUCCUGGUCAUAACCGCUAUUUCGGUUGAGAGAUAUCUCGCAAUAAAGCUGCACUUGAGAUACGAAGAAUUAGUCACAAAUCGCCGCAUCUUGAUGGUCGUGUCCAGUUUCUGGCUUGUCUGUAUAUCCUUGAUAAUCGCUCGCUUCUCGGGAGCUUCGUACGACGCUCUUGUCAUAAUAAUCGUAGUUAUGGAUGCCAUGAGUAUGGCCAUUACAGUAGCAGCUUACUCAAAAAUUUAUCUUCAGGUAAAUCUCUUUGUUUCUUUUUACCUUUAACAAUUUUCAAUAUUAAAUAAAACCCUGCCAACAUUUCUGUCAACACGGCUGGAGAGAAAGCCUUAAAAAAUCAGUAAAAUCACCAAGAAGAGUUUGAAAGCGAUUUGUUGAAAACUGAAAAAGAUAUAGCUUUGCAAAGUCGCGGAAUUACAGACGUUUGUAUGAUGGGGGGAAAUUUCAUCCCCCACACAAUACAAUAAUUAAAUUAAUUAAAAAGUCAGUAAAUGUUGCGACUUUAUGGAGGCAAUACCUUCGCUCUCUCAUCACCUUUAUACUUGGUAAGUUAAAUAACUUUAAGACUCUCUUUCCCGCCAGCAGUGUCGAUAGAUAUUUGGUUACUGCUUUUUAUCAAAAGAUGAAAAAAAAACGUGGAAGGUUCUAUUAACUUCUGCUGGGGUAACGCACAAUUUAAAAAAAUGCGAACAUGUAGUAAGAGACAAUAUACUAAUUCGCAGAUCAUUCUCAAUAAAAAAAAGACCUACACUGAAACACAACCAGGAUAAACCCACCUCGAUGUUUAAUAGAACUCCGGGGGGGUACUCCUCAUGAUGGCCUAUACAGGGAGACUCCGCCCGAAAGGGCUACCUAGCUUUUUCAGGCUUCAGGUAUAUGAAAGGGUAGGAGCCUCCCCACGUAAACAUUUAUUGACUACCCCCCCCGGGAUAGAAAUGCUUUUUACUGCGAAGAUCUAAUUCUGAUGGCGAAAAUUCAUGUCACUCUCCUUUUGGAAAAAAUAAAGUCUGAAUAGUAACACAUACGAUGGUUGUACCUAUUUACAUUGGAAAGCAAUAUAUAGCUUAUUUAAGGCUGAGCGGAUGCGACUUUUUUAAAGAUGGUACUCGAUCUAAUUCUAUCAUCACAUAGUCUCCAUGCUGUCAAUAUUUACUGUAAGAAUGCUUUCCCGAGUCUGAAUGGAUAUGGCCUUCUAAAAUAGAUAUUUAAGCUUUCUUUUAUUCCAAACUAGUCAUAAUGGCUACAGUUUUUUAGGCUGCUGAACAAUUAACUCCCACGUUACUUAUUAUAAGAAACUUAAUGUGUCAAUCUAAAAAAAGAAUGGAAAUACAAGGCAGCUCUUUCAGCCCACGGGCAAAUUCAUCGACCACCUGCAUGGCCUAAUCCUCAUAGUGCCAGCAGCAUUCACAGUUAUUUUACGAAACCUUCAACUAAAAAAAGUGAAAAAAAGCGAUAAAAAACAACAAAAGGGGUUUUCAAGGCGAAAAGUGGGAAUAUCUCUCAAGUAUUCCCGUUCUCUUACAUGAACGAGUUAGCUGAAUUACCCCAUCCAAAUCGCAACCGCGCUCCUUUUUUUCGCUGUUUUGAGUAAUUGCGGUUCUCUUAAAUUACUUGUAGUGAAAUUUGAAUAAAGUACACUUACAGCCUUAAAAUGGUUUCAUAGGAAAAAAGAGUGUUGAAAAAUUUUCUGUCAUGUAAAUUCAAUAAUGUCAUGUUGGUUUUUACAAAGCGUACGUGUCCAUCUGUAAGAGCAGAUGUCGCGUUCUUUGAAACUAAAUAAUAGCAAUCGUAAUUUAUACUAUGGACUCCAUAGUUACUGUAAAAUUCUGAUAACUCGAUUAUACCUAAAUGGCGCGUCGCUGGGCAACUCAUUCCAGACGGGGGGAUAAAGUGAUAUAUAAAAGGGGAAGGGUAGGGGCCUCGGGGCAAAGUAUCCCUGUAUAAUAAAAACUUCGUCAAGUCAGCUCCUCCCCCCCCAUCCCCCACCAUCAUCCAUCACCCCUCUACACCCAAUCCCAGAGCACAGUCAGCGCAGAGGUCAUGAGUUCGAAUUUAAUAUCGUUUUAUUUCUUUCAUAACCGUGAUGAUCAUUAUCCUUUAUAUGAUUUUGAUAAUUUUUUUGUUACCAGAUUCGUUUGCUGCAGAGCAAGACCAAAGACCAGCGCCAUCUGAACCCGUCAGGGAUCAACAUAAACACUUUCAAACGCUCCGCAGUCACCAUGCUAUAUGUACUUGGCCUCUUUCUCGCCUGCUUCAUUCCUUUCUUAUGCGCCCUUGUAGUAAAAAUGCGUCGAGGUGGAGGCCCUCGAUUGAACAUCAUCUACAACUUCACGGCCACCAUCGUCUACCUGAACUCUUCUCUGAAUCCAUUCGUGUACUGCUUCCGUUUAAAGGACAUUAGAAUCGCUGUAUUUAAAGUACUAGGCAGGAAGUACACCAUUGACAUGAACGGAGAGCAAGUUCCGGUAUCGCGAUCGCAUUCCAAUCAAAAGCUCAACAACCUCAAGUGCUCCAAUCAGAAUGUUUAUAUACCGCUGUCUACUGUGGAUAUUUCCAAAGCACCUGAAACUAUUGUCUAGAGGAGUAGGGACGUAAGAAGAGAAAUCGAGAAUAAAGACCCAAGAGGACAAGUGUGUUCGCGAGAGAGAAUGUACACUAAGCGCGCGAGUUCCAUCGAAAGACAGGAAGGGAUAUAGGCAAAAGGAAAUCUAGUCAGGAUACGAAAGAGAACCGUGCGUUCGUGAAAAAGGAUCGUGCAGUAAGAGGACGGGUUCUGGAAAGCCAGGAGGGGA